This is a messenger RNA of Astyanax mexicanus (Mexican tetra), 2158 nucleotides long. RefSeq names its product FKBP prolyl isomerase 9 (gene fkbp9). NCBI's taxonomy places the organism in Eukaryota, Metazoa, Chordata, Actinopteri, Characiformes, Acestrorhamphidae. The transcript has 10 exons. The record is from RefSeq and is a predicted model, not a curated record. Bases 164 to 1867 code for a protein of 567 amino acids. Gene Ontology annotation, molecular function: peptidyl-prolyl cis-trans isomerase activity; calcium ion binding.
GUCUGAGAAAAGUUUAGCGGUUCAGUCAGACGUCCGGCCUGCGGUACCACGUCUACAGGUCUCUACCCUCCCCACAGCACACACACCGAGCCCGGGGGCCGCAGCGCGGAGCAGUCGGGCAGAGGAGGCGCGAUACCGAGCUUAAUCAGAGUCCCGGGAGAAGAUGAUCCAGCGGGCCGCUCUGAAGAUGAUCUUCCUGGCUUUUAUGGUGGGUUUGGUCGCCUGUAACGCCCCUCCGGUGCCGUUAGAUGACAUCGUGGUGGAAAAAACCUUCACGCCUGAGCGCUGCGAGCGGGCCGUGCAAACCGGCGACUUCGUCCGGUAUCACUACAACGGCAUGUUCCCGGACGGCAAGAAGUUUGACUCCAGUUAUGACCGUGGCACAACUUACAACGUGUUUGUUGGCCGGGGACAGCUGAUUGCUGGCAUGGACAAAGCACUGCUGGGCAUGUGUGUGAAUCAGAGAAGCCUGGUGAAAAUCCCACCACAGCUCGCCUACGGAAAGAACGGUUAUGGUGACAUCAUCCCUCCUGAUUCCAUCCUGCACUUUGACGUGCUGCUGCUGGACAUCUGGAACUCUGAUGACAAAGUGCAGAUUCAGACGUAUCACAAGCCAGAGACAUGUGGCCGCACCGUGCAGGUUUCAGACUACGUACGCUACCACUACAACGGCACUCUGCUCGAUGGCACACUGUUUGACUCCAGCCAUACUCGCAUGAGGACCUAUGACACAUACGUGGGGAUUGGCUGGCUGAUUGCUGGGAUGGACCAGGGGCUUCUGGGAAUGUGUGUUGGAGAAAAACGUAUCAUUACCAUGCCUCCCUCACUUGGCUAUGGAGAGCAUGGAGAUGGCAGUGAUAUCCCUGCUCAGGCUUCUCUGGUGUUUGAUGUGGUUCUGUUGGAUCUUCAUAACCCUAAAGAUGAAAUUGCAGUGGAGGUCCAGUUUCUCCCAGAAUCCUGCUCUCGCAAGAGCAAAGAAGGAGACUUCAUGCGCUACCACUACAACGGGACACUGCUGGAUGGAACCUUCUUUGACUCCAGUUACUCGAGGAAUCGCACAUAUGACACAUACAUUGGGAAAGGCUAUGUGAUUGCUGGGAUGGACCAGGGUCUCCUGGGUGUGUGUGUUGGAGAGCGAAGAAAGAUCACUAUCCCACCUCACCUCGCGUAUGGAGAGGAGGGCACAGGUACAAAGAUCCCUGGCUCUGCUGUUCUGGUGUUUGAUGUUCACAUCAUUGACUUCCACAACCCAUCUGACACUGUGCAGAUAACCAGCGAGAAACCAGAGCACUGCAACUACACCACCAAACGUGGUGACUUCAUCAAAUACCACUACAACGCCUCACUUUUGGACGGCACUUACAUCGACUCCUCGCACAAAUAUGGGAAGACCUAUGACGUGGUUCUGGGAGCUGGGCAGGUGAUUCCAGGCAUGGAAGAGGGUCUGCUGGAAAUGUGUGUGGGGGAGAAACGUGUACUGGUCGUGCCCCCUCACCUGGGUUAUGGAGAAAGAGGAGUGGAUGGGGAGGUUCCUGGCAGUGCAGUGCUGGUGUUCAACAUUGAGUUAUUCAGUGUUGAGGAGGGUCUUCCUGAGGGCUACAUGUUUGUAUGGAAUGAUGAUGUGUCCCCAGACCUCUUCAAAGAAAUGGACAGAAACAAGGACUCACAGGUGGACGCCACUGAGUUUUCAGAUUACAUCCUGUACCAGGUGAGUGAGGGCAAGGGUCGUCUGGCCCCUGGCUUUGAUCCUCACCGAAUCAUCGAGAAUAUGUAUAAUAACCAGGACCGAAACAAGGACGGGAAAAUCACUGAAGACGAGUUCAAACUGAAGGCAGAUGAAGCAGCAGCUGCUCAUGAUGAGUUAUGAGGACCAGCUCAGGGAAUAUAGCAAUAAGAUUGGAUGUGUGUCUGUGUAACAGAAUGAGUGGGAGGGAUAAUAAGGGUGGUAUAUUUGGCAGUGUGUGUUUGCAGUUUGUGUGUGUGUGAAGUUGUGUGUGUGUGUGUGUGUGUGUGUGAAAUAGGUGUGUGUUAGAAUGGGUUUGAAUGUGUCUGUGUGUGAUUACAUGUAAGAUCUUUUGAGUGUGUGAGAGUACCACGAAUGUGUAUGUGACUUUUUACAAAAAAAAGACCCUUUUUAAUAAACACAUUCCAAACCCCA